GUAGACAAAACCCAACAGCCACAGGCUUUCCAUCCAAUAGAAACCACUCCGGCCAGUCGGCGGGGGAGGAUCCACACGUCUUACUUCAACUCACGAGGCGGGUUGCGCCUGGUGGGGCUACGCCGAGGAGGCGGAAGAGAUGAACCCAGGAUCCCGCCGGCCUGGUAGGGAGCGAGGGAGGGGGGGGCGCAUCUGACACGCCCAGGCCGCGCGUGGGCUUGUGAAUGAACCACGUGGCACAGACUCCUUUCCAGCUCUGGAGACGCGCCUGUGCCUGGGACUCUUCAUAGAAAUUUAGCGCUUUCUCCGCCGGUUCGCUCGCCGCUGCCAGCCAGUCCAUCCGGAAUCAGCCCGGCAUGGAGGCAACAACGCGCCGCUCCCCCUACAGCUUCUCCGCCGUUUGCUGCCUCCUCGCUGGAACCUUCCUGCCGCUGCCAGGUAAAAGAGCCUCCGAUCGCUUCUUUUCGUCCUAGGUGGGACUUUGGAAUCGAACGCUCUCGCGGGAAAGUGUCCUGAUCCUUAAUGGGUUCUUGAGAUCCCCUAGAGGGCGCGCGCUUGGGUGGCAUCCUAUAAGUCUCUCAGAGGAGCCAGUACCUACCCUGUGUUUGCUAAUACCCCAGCUUUAUUACCGUGUCUGAUGAUCUGGCUUUUUCAUGUGAUCGCCCUAGAUUUUCCGCAGCCCAGGAGACAGUUCUGCUCCCUGCGUGCUACUAUCCUAAGGGACUGACUCUGUAGCUUCGCUCCCACCCUGGACACCAAGGUGGGUUUUCCCCGCCCCCUUAGAGCGCAAGAACUUUCUAUAUCUGUAUGGAAACUUGUGAGCUUGAGGCGCUGUAGUGUCUGCCCAGAUGGUGUCCUUCCUUUCGGCGGGGCCCCCAUUUCCCGGAGUUCCGCCGUCGGUCCUUGCAAGCUGUUGUGAUUGUUGGUUUAUAACAUGAGAAUGUCCGGGUUUAAGGCUUUAUCCUCGACUGAUCUGGAAUUUCGAAGCCCUGAAGGAGGCGCUUGGCCGGGAGAGAGAGCAGUCAGGAAAAUGCACUCUGCAUAGGCUUGUAGUCUCGUCUUUUGUGAGUAGUUCUGCUUCACAUUUCGAAAUUCGGCAUUCAGAAACAUUACAGUGGUACCUCAGGUUAAGAACUUAAUUCGUUCUGGAGGUCCAUUCUUAACCUGAAAGAAUUCUUAACCUGAGGUACCACUUUAGCUAAUGGGCAGUGGCGUAGCAUGGGGGGUGAGGGGGGGCCGGCCGCACCGGGCGCAACAUCUGGGGGUUAGGGUUAGGGGGCGCAAAUCCACGGGUUAGGGGGCGCAAAUUACUUGCCUUGCCCCGGGUGCUGACAACCCACGCUACGCCACUGCUAAUGGGGCCUCCCGCUGCCGCCGCGUCGCCAUUACACGAUUUCUGUUCUCAUCCUGAAGCAAAGUUCGUAACCCGAGGUACUAUUUCUGGGUUAGCGGAGUCUGUAACCUGAAGCGUCUGUAACCUGAGGUACCACUGUACUGGGUCUGUGCCCCGGCUCAAAUGAAGUCCUUGCUUGGAUGGAUCUAGUUUUCACACCCUCUUUAUGUUUGAUGGAGGCUCCUUGUGCUGUGCUUUCCCCCUAUCCUUGAUUCCCUCUCAGUUUCUCCCUGACUAGUUAUUUAUUUAGUCAUUCAAUUUAUAUCCCAUCUUUCCUCCCCAAAGAGCCCAGGGCGGCAAACACAUCAGACUUACACAGACACAUCAGACUAAAAACAGUUAAAAACUUUCUCGCAACCAGUAAUCUCAAGGUUGCUAGGAACAGUGCAUUUCAGCCGUCAGAUGCCUGGGUAAACAGAAAUGCUAAAUUCCGCCUGAAAGUCAAUAACAAAUUAGGCUUUUCUGUUGGUUGGUUGUUUGCUGGUUGCAGACAAGUCUGAAACUAUGACGUUUCCUCACCUCCUGGUGGGUGGGACAGUGGUGCUGUUAGGGCAGGAUGCUGGGGCAGAAGUCCAGGACCACACGAAGACAAUGAUGUUUCAGAAGUUCUUAGAUGGUGUUGGGGAAAUCGUUAGUCACUUUCUGCCCAGUGUGAUUGAUGUACCUUUUCAAGAAACUAGAUCAAACUCCAGGAUUUAGACAUGCACUAGAAAUAACGGUCAGAGCUGCUUGUUUUUAUAUCUGGGUCCACCCAUAUGAAAGCAGGGGUCUGAUUUAAAGAGCCUCCUGAAAAGUUUGUGGGGGAGGGGGUUGGUAAAUGGGAAGAUAAUCAGCCAUAUUUUUCUUGCAGAAUGUAUGUACCACAAAUAACUGACAUGGGCAUGUGAGGGCAGGUGCGCCAUGAGCUGUUUUUGUGGAUCAGUCAGUGUAGCAGACUUAUUUGCAAGGCUGCUGUCUUCAUUCUUACUCUGCUCCCAAACCUGAGAGAGGCUGCAUUUGAAUAUAACACUAAACCAUGGCUUGGCAUUGUGGCACAACUGGCCUCUGGCUAGUACACUUUCCACCAUCUGCAUAGUCAGGAGUAGGAUUUGGGCAGCAUUUACUUUCAGUUUCCCAGAAUCUCAGCUUGUCAUUAAGGACUUAGGAAGAUGCUUUAAUAUGCUUUGUUAGACCAUAGGUCCAUUUAGCUCAGUAUUGGCUACAGUGCUUGAAACAGUUCUCCAGGGUUUCCAGCUCUCCAGGGUUUCCAACCCUCUCUGGAAAUGCUGGGGAUUAAAGCUGAGUCCUUCUGCCUGAAAAACAUAUGCUCUACCACUGAGCUAUGACUGUACACUGAGCUACAACCUAUGGUCACUGCAUCUGAACUGGUGGUUGUGGACUAUCACGAAUUACCUCCCAUUUCAAAACAAGUUAGCUUCAAAUGGUGGGCUAUGAAGCUAGUUUGCUAAAACUGACCAUAAUUUAAACCACAGGUCUAACACAAUGGUGAGCAGAGACUCUGGGUAAAUUGUGGUCACAUAAUCAUCCCAGCUGCAUGGGAUGAGGGAGCAUGCAAGCCUGAGUGCUAAAUUAUGGUUUAAUGUUGCAUCUAAAUGCAGCCAAAGUUGCAACAAAUUUUACCAGACAAAUCCACUUUGGAAGCAAUAAAGGCAACCAGUCAAAGAGUUAUUUGUUACAAGUCUCCUUCUUGUUCUAAUUCUGGAAGGGAAAAAUAAAAGCAAGCUGUGUGGUCUGCUGAAAUUCUGCUUCCCUUGCAGAGCCUUCAUGAGAUAGCAGAUCCAAGAGGUGGUUCAGACAAUCUCUGAGUUAGAACUAAGAUAGGUCCAAGCAGUUUCUCUUUAAAAAAGUGACUGGGCUGAAGAUGCUUAGAUAUUUUAAGUGUUUUUAAGUUCUGUUCCUGAGCCGUUGGAAUGGCUGUCUCCGGAAUUGCUAAGGACUCCCUGUGGCAGGAGUUCAAAUUUGCCUGCCAGCUCAGUCUCAGCUAACCAAUCAGGUACUCGUCUUGUUCAGUAGUGCCUUACCCAGCUAAAUGAAGAAACCCACUUCCUUCAAAUGACUUUCAAAAAUAUAAAACUCCUUCUGAAAGUUUUUAUUUUAUUUUUUGGUCUGUGAAUUUUGGCUUUGUCUCCUGAAUGCCUCUGGCUGUGUCUGGGUAGUAGUUGUGUUUGCUUGUCUUCUGUACAUGCACGUCUUCAGCGGAGCCCUGAUUUGCAGAGAAGCAUAAAGCUUAGUUUGUCACAGUUCCAGGCCCUGCUCUAUUGCCCUGAGGUCACAGAUACACUGGGAGCAGUGUGUAACACAGCCAACAUGGGCAGUGUCUGUCUCCUCCUCUCUUCCCACUCCCACCCCAACGCUGCCUUAGUUGCUCUUGCAGCUUUGGAAAUGAAAUGGGACACGUUCAAUCCAAGGGGCCUUGUGCAACAGAGGAAGAGACAAUUGAAUGUAGAGAAAUGUGAUGGGUGCCAGCCACUUCCAAAGCCUCAGGUGCAAGUAACUGGAGCAGGCUGCUGCUUUGUUGCUGUCGGAGAAUUUGGGAAACAAAGUAAGGCUAUCUCUUGAAAACUACUGUAAUGUUUUCAACUAGUGUGCCAUGGCACCCAGGGGUGUCGUGGACAACACUGGCCUCUGGCCCUCUUUCUUUCCUUCCCUUCUUCCUCUGAUGCCCUCUUGCUUCUGUGCCUUCCAAAGGCUUGCACAGCUGUUUGUUGCAGCAGCCCUGGCUAUAAACUCCCCAGAGGAAUGGUGCCUAUGGGGCUGGUCAGGGGGUGCUUCCCAGGCCCUUGUGGGGCAGUGUGAGGAGGCACCUCUCUUUGGGGCAGGGUGGGCAGCUCAGAGGAGGGGUGGCAGCAAGCGGGGUGGCAGCAAGGAGAGGGGAGAGGAGGUUGAGGGAACCCUCCACAAGGGAGGGUGUUUGAAAAGGCUGCCAGCUCUGCAGGCAAGGGGUGACAUAACUGGGCUCCUGAGCCCGACAGGGGUGCCACAGAAAUAAUGCAGUAGGUCAAGGGAGCUGUGGACCCAAGAACGUUGAAAACCCUGUCUUAUUAUACCACCCUUUUUGGUAAAGAUUCUUUCAUGUUAAACAGAACAUGUUGGUGGGGUGGCAGCUAAGAGUUGCUCCAUUUUCGCAAAGCACUUCUGGGGCCAGUGUUCUGUGUUUGUGUCUGUGGAUUAAAUGUGUGUACAGCACAAUCCUAAAUCAGUUUCACUGAAUUCAGCACGGCUUACUCUUGAGUGAGUGGUGGAUGAUUACAGGCCAAGUAGCAGUGAAGGGCUUCUAGUCAAUAUUCUCUGCACCUCUGGAGUGUUAAUGCAAAGUGCUAGUGAGGAUGUACAUGGGGAUUCAAUUUUUAUAUAAUUUAAAGAAACACACAAAUGGCCCAUACUCUUAAUAGAACCUGUAGACUGUUGCUGAAAAGGGACAGUUCUAGGCUGCAGUUUGCCAGAGUUUGAUAUUUCAUAUCCAGGUCACAGAUCUAUGUUUAAGUGUCCUAUCCCUACUUGCAGUAAAUGAGUUGGAUCCGUGUACUCUGCCUUUUGAUGCUGUGGAAUGAAUGAGAGCAUUCAGCAUUCUGACGCACCUUGGCAAGCAACCAAGCUAUUUCCCCAAAGGUGUGGGAUACAAAGCUCUGGUGUGUGUUAGAUGUUUUUGCGUGGGGGUGGGGUGGGGUGGGGAAUAGUCAAUUAGCAUUGAACCAUGUUAUUGCAAUACAUCCUGUGUACAAAGAGUACAAAAAAUUAUUAUUGCCUGCCUUUGAACAUUUACCUAAACCAGGAUGGAAUUGUAUGCAAAUUUUCACUCCUCAGAGAAAAAUUGGGAUAUAGAUUUGAUAGGCAGCAUAUUACUAUUUACUAUUGGUUAAAAGUCUAAGCUGGAAGACAAAAAGUGCCUUGUUCACCUUGGUAAUUUAACCACUGUAUCCUCCUUACACAAGCUACGGUAUCUUGUUCUCAGAUCCACCAUCUGCUAUAUAGGUAUAGUCAGUUAUUUUUUUUCUAAAAUGUUUAGGGGUACAUUUUGACUCAAGAAAAUCACCAUUUUAUAGUUAAAAUCGGGAAAAAUAAGUACAGUAAAUGGACAAAAGUACAAAGAUUCACAAAAUGUUUCAGGGUAUGCGUACCCCUGUGUCCCCCCCAGAAAAAAGCACUGGGUAUAGUAAUACUGACCUACACAAUGCUAUUAUAUGGAUUAGUUAUUUAUUACACUUGUAUCCCAUCCUUCAUAUAAGCAUCUGAAGGAGGCAUACACAGUUAUUCCCCAAGCUUUAUCUUAAGAACAUAAGAGGAGCCUGCUGGAUCAGGCCAGUGUCCCAUCUUGUUCUCGCAGUGGCCAAUGAGCUGCUUCUGGGAAGCCUGCAAGUAGCACCUGAGAGCAACAGCCCUCUCAUCUCCUGCCCUUUGAGAUAGGCCAAUAUCUCUCAUCUCUGGCCCAUAGAUUACUAAGAUAGUGUAUAUGGAGCACUUCUAACAGUCUAAAAGUGCUACGUAAAACCUAGGUAUUAAAAUUGUCCUCCAUGGGAGGGUGGACUAUACAGUGGUACCUCGGGUUACAAAUGCUUCAGGUUACAGACUCCACUAACCCAGAAAUAGUACCUCGGAUUGAGAACUUUGCUUCAUGAUGAGUCACAGUUUCCUUUCUUUUUAAAAAAGAAGGUGUUUUCUAAGCAGUGCCUUGUCGCCUAUGCCCACUUAGAGUCCAUGGACAGAAUAUGCGUUUCAGCUAUGGCUUCCACUCUUUACAUUUUUAGAGGGUUUUUUUUUUUUUAAGUAAAAAAUAAUAAUUGUUUUGAUUAAUCAAGUAAACCAAUAUUAUGAACUCUCCUUGGGUGUCGUGUGUGAGAGUGCUUAUGCUUUUUAAUCAAGUGGGUUUCAGCUUGAAUUUUCAAUCAAUCAAAUUUGCACAUGCAUAUAUUUUUACAAGGCUGCAAUUGUUUUCUGUUGAUUUCCUUGGGCGAAAGCCCCAUUGAAAUAAUAAAAGGCACUUACUGUUGAAUAAGUUUACUCAGAAGUAGGUUUCAAUGAGGCUUGAGCCCAAGGAAAUCGGCAGACAAUUAGGCGUACAGGCUUCUCAGAAGCCUCCUCCCACAAGAAGUAGGGAUGACCAGCAACUUGGCUUUAAAAGAGGAUUAGACAAAUUCAUUGAGGAUAAGGCUAUCACAGCUACUAGCCACAUUGGCUAUGUUCUACCUCUGCUGUUGAAGGUAGAAUGCUUCUGAAUACCACUUGCAGGGAACUGCAGGAGUGGAGGGUGCUGUUGAGCUCAGUUCUGCUUGUAUGCUUCCCAGAAGGCUGGCUACCGUGAAGACAGGAUGGAGGGCUAGAUCAGGGGUCGGCAAUCUUUUUCAGUCAUGGGCUGGUCCACCGUCCCUCAGACCAUGUGGUAGGCCGGACUAUAUUUUGAAGAAGAAAAAAUGAACGAAUUCCUAUGCCCCACAAAUAACCCAGAGAUGCAUUUUAAAUAAAAGCACACAUUCUACCCAUGUAAAAACACGCUGAUUCCCGGACCGUCCACUGGCCGGAUUGAGAAGGCGAUUGGGCCGCAUCUGGCCCCCGGGCCUUAGGUUGCCUACCCCUGGGCUAGAUGGACCAACCAGCAGGAACUUCUUAAAACUUUCUCAAAAUCCAUCAUCAUCAGUGCUCCCCCCCCCCAGAAAAAUAGAUGCCAGUAUUUACCAUGAAGUUGUUACAAUAAGUGCCACACUUUUUAACAACAAAAAAGGUGCCAGCACUGCGUACCCCCUGAGUACCCCCUGGGGGAAAAAGCACUGAUCAUCAUCACCAUUUAUUAAACUUAUUAGUCACUUGUCACACAAAAAAUAUAGAAGGGAUCAGAUCUCCCUCACUAACCCUGGUUUCAUCAGUGAUGAUGACUCCAUUGCGAAAAGAAGGCCUUGCUUCUGCCGCGGAGCUACCCAUUGCCACCCAGAGCUCUGUGGCCUUUCCAAGUGUCAUUGUAGGAAAGGAAAUCUAGCCCAAAAGGUCCUGGUUUGCUUUUCCAAACAGACUUAGAAUGGCAGAAAGUUGGGUGAGCAACAAAGGUAGUAAUAGCAGCAGAAUGACUCUCAGCAGUGACAGAGGCAACAGAUGCAGGGUGGGGCAUUAUUGGCAGCAGGUAUGGUGGUUACUUUAACUCAGAAAGAGAUUGAUGCUUGUCCAGGCUGCCUCAGCUUCCAAGGUGACUUCCACCUUGAUGGCUUCAAACAGGAGGUUGUGGGCAGGCUGUACCAGUGAUAUAAGCUUUUCGGACUGCACAAUAAGCAGCCAGCUAAUCAGCUCAUCUAGAAUUGCACGUGUUUAAGUGGGGGUACCGCAAAUAACAACACAAAAACAAAUAACUUCUCACAAGUCUUGAAUUUAUUUCAGCUGGGCUUUGCGGCCCUAGUUUCAAUCCCUAGGUCUACGUUCCUUGCUUGACCAGCUUUCUGUCUGGGCCUUAUGACAGAAUACAAACUCAUCUCCAGUAUGUACCGGUACUUUGCAGUGUGUUCUAUAACAGACUACCACGUGUAGAAACAGAUUAAAGGACAACCUCUUCCAAUGACCAGAGAGUCUCUGAGGGAAAUUUCGCUUGCAGCUUGCUCAUUAUGGGUGAGAUUAGAUGAGUAAUCUAACUGCACUGUUCUGUAGUUGAAGAAAGGCCAUGUUUGACCAGUAGCUCAAAGAAAGAUUCUUCUGCAUAUUGAUCAGUUGGGUGACAGUAGCCAGUAAACAGGAAGGAGAUGUUUAGAUUGAACAUGAUUACAUUGCUGUGAAGGUAAAUAUGUCUUUUUAGGUCUGGUUCAGACAUAACAGGAAGCCAUGGUUUCCUGUUACAAGAAGAAGUUGUGGUGAGCUUUAUGUACUUUCUCCUCCCAGCUUUUUUGUUUUGUUUUGUGGCAGUAAAGAAAUUAGAAGCUUCUGCUUCUAAUUUUAAACAAACCACAGUUUCCCAUCAUGUCUGAACUUGGAACUGUGGUUUGUAUAAAAGUUGGAAGGGAAAGCUGCCAAUUUUCUCCUCCUGUGAAAGGAGAGUGAGGAGCACAUGAGCCUGAGACUUGUCCUGGUCCAUUCAUGUAAUAACAAAGCAUAGUUUCCUAUUACAGUAGUACCUCGGUUUACAAACUUAAUCCAUUCUGGAAGUCCGUUCUUAAACCAAAACUGUUCUUAAACCAAGGCACGCUUUCCCUAAUGAGGCCUCCCACCGCCUGUGCCCUUCCACCAUUCAGAUUCCAUUCUUAGACCGAGGUAAAGUUCACAAACCGGGACACUUCUUCCGGUUUUGAGGAGUUCGUAAACCGAAUAGUUCGUAAACAGGGCUGUUCUCAAUCCGAGGUACCACUGUGUAUCUUACAUCUAUGUAGAUUAGCAGCAAUAGGAUGAAAUAUUAUUCCCCUAGGCAUGUACCUUGCGAGAGUGACAGGUGCUCUCAUUUAGAGUAUUGAUCACUAGCCAGCCUGUUUAUGUGGAAGCACCAUAAUGACAAUUGCAGUGAUCUAGACCUUUGUGUUAAUUGAUUUGCAUGAAUGAACAUUUUCUGUAAUCAGCUUUCUUUCCUUUAGCCUCUGAUUCUUGCAUCUUUGUAAAUGUCCCAAUGGACCUUAAUUAGACAGAAAGGGUAGGUUUUACAAUCACUGGGGUGUUUGCAGUUUUUUUCAGAAGUGUUUCAAAUAUACACAAUUCCACUUAAAUGUGUGGUUCCCCAGAACGUAACCCAGAACAUUAAAAUAUCACAUGUUGCAAAUUGGGUUUCAACAUGGGGCUGCUGUUUUCAGAGAUGUUUCUUGCAACAGGUAGUGCCACCCUUAGCCAGAUUCUGUGGUUCGCUAGAAGCACUUAGAACACCCAGAAUAAUAAACAAAUGUUGGUCCCCUAGAACUGGAAGCUUCUGGGUGUGAACACAUAAAUAGUACAAAUGAGGUUUACUGUCUGCAGUCUUUAAGGUUACCACUUUUCUAUGAUUUUUUUUUUUUCAUUUUUAAAGGUUUAAUUUAUCACAUAAUGAUUAGUUACGCUUGACAGGAAGAGGUAGCCUUUACCCAGAGCCUGGCUCUGCUUCCAUCUGCUGCAUAUUGCAUGAGUUGGCUGUACCCCAGUUUUAAGGCUCAAAAUCAGCAAAUUGUUUCUCAGUUCCCCAGGUUGGUAUGAGACCAGAAAGACUCAGGUAGGCAAAGAACUGUAGAAAUGUAAGGUUGAAUGUUUAAUCUAAGUUCUUUCACAUCCUGCAGCUGCAAUAAAAACGGGUCUGUGUAUGUGAUAUACUUACUAUACGUGCUUGCUUUAUUCUGGCAUGCUACUUUGGUGUUACUUUUAAUAACAGCCUAUGCCAACCUGGUCUUUUGGACUACAACUUCUCCAUUCCCCUUAACACUGCCUCCCAAAAGAUGGUGUUGAGGGGAAGGUGGGAUGUGGCAUUUAGCUGCAGGAGCUGAAAAAGAAGCAGUCCAGAAUAGAAGUGCCCAUCUCCAAGUAUGUGAACAUCCACUCAAAGCUCUGCAGGCUUCUAAGUCUUGUGGAACUUUCGCAUCUUUGUCAGAGUUGUCUUUUCUGCCACUGCAGCUUUUUAGAAAAGUGAGUUGAUAUGAACUGAAUGAUGCAGAACCUACAGACAGAAUAAUUGGUGCUUUUUCAGGGGGUACUCAAGGGAACACAGUACCAGCACCUCUUUUUGUCGUUAAAAAGUGUGGCACUCACUAUAACAAAUUCAGGUGAGUACCAGCACCUAUUUUCCUAAGGGGAAAAAAGCACUGAGACAAAUUAUAUCAUAUUGUGAUGUGACUGCAAAUGUGCACAGCUCAGGAUAAGAGAGGGUUGGCAUCUUAAUAUUGUACCCUUGAGUGCUUGGAGCAAGAACUGCUUCUGCCUAGAUUAAUAUUUCCACCUAAAAAAUCCAUGGCAACUAUUGACUCAUGAUAAAGUUUUAUCAAGUGCUUGUUGCAUGCUAAUGCAAAGGAAGGAGUUCUUUGUUCUAACUGGAAAAAGUAUGUAUCCUUUUGUGACUCCUUUGUUUUCUGAGCUCAGGGUACCUGCAGUCUUUUCCUCCAAGCCAAAUGCAUGAACUGGCAGUUAUUGAAAUAUGAAAAUUGUCCUGAUUAGGACUCUGUCAAAUUGCCUACCGAGGGAGGCCAAGAUGCAAAGUUCCAUAGGACUGGUUUAUAAUAUUUAUUUUUAUUUAAUUAAUACAAAUAUAAUUCAAUGUGUAUUGAAUAAAGAAACAAAGAAACAACAAGUUUCAUGAAAAUGAAAACUGAACAUACACAUACACGAACAAAAUGAAUUUCCUCCACUUGGAUGCCUUGCAGGUUCAAAAUGAGCAAACUAGUUACUUGACACGUAUUAAAAAGCACCUUCUCUCAUACUAAUCCAAUGGGAUUUGCUAAAUGAGCCAGAGGUGGUAUGUGUGUGAUUAUAAAGAUGGUUAAAGGGCAGUAUUCAUUCUUCUUGGAUGCCUUUUAGAAGGGUGCAACAGCUGGUUGUUAGAAGGGUAACAAUCACAAAGCCCUUGACAUCCACAUGUUGCCUGGCCCACUGUGUAAAGCAGCACUGGCCAAGUACCUCAGUAACAGCAAGGCAACAAAGGACAAGACCAGCAUCCUGUUGCUACUUCUGUGCUGUAGAUCACCACCAAGCCCAUGUCAGUGGCCAAAGACUAUCACCAAUCUUUCCCCUUCCUCAGGAUGGAGGGUUUAGUCACAGUCUGGUGUGUUAUGUUUACUCUGAUGACUGUAGGUAAAAGCUUAAAUUCAAAAGGCAUUGGGGGCUGCCUUAUAAUAGAAGCUAUCUCAUGCACACACCAAACUCCCCAAACAUUUUGGCAUGCUGCUGAGACUUGGCAUGCUGUUUUCCCCAUUAGUCAUUAUCCUGAGCCUGCUGUGUAGGUGUGUUGAGUUUGGGUGAAGAAGCCAGCCCAGUUGUGCUCCAGCAUGAGGGUUCUUUCAGCAAUGCAGAGGAACAGCUGCCUCAGCAGAGACCCAAGACUGGAAUAAAAUGAGUAAAGAGUUAUUGAGAAGCUGUAAUUCUGUGGUUUGUGGGUGGAGAGUGGGAGUCCAGUUUUAACUCCUGCUUUACUGUGUGAGCAAGUGGUGUGGGACUUCCUCCCAUGCCACACUUAACUGUCUUGUUUGCUGUUGAUUCUUCAACACUGUAUGGGACGUACGAGAUCCUUCAUUCACACUGAAAUGAUUCUUCUGCAGAGAUAGCACUGGCUACCAAGCAUACUUGGUUCUAAUUGUUUUGGGUUGUUCCCCACCACCAGUUAAGUCCCUCCCCUUGAUUUUUUUUGUACUUCUGAAAACUCGGGGGUUCAUGGAUGGUUGUGCAUGGAUGGUUCCAUUGUGUGUACACCAGGAUCAGUACUUAGACUGAGGUCACUAUAAAUAUAUAUAUGAUUGAUUGUUGCAAAAGGACAUGAGAUUCUCAAAUUGACUUGAACUUUGAGAUCAUGAAAACUUGUUUUUCAGGGGUGUUAGAUUUCAACCUUGGCCUACUGUAUUUUUUGUCUUUACCCCUUUUUCAUACAGUGGUACCUCUGGUUAAGAACUUAAUUUGUUCUGGAGGUCCGUUCUUAACCUGAAACUGUUCUUAAACUGAGGUACCACUUUAGAUAAUGGGGACUCCCACUGCCGCUGUGCCGCUGCUGCGCGAUUUCUGUUCUUAUCCUGAAGCAAAGUUCUUAACCCGAGGUACUAUUACUGGGUUAGCGGAGUCUGUAACUUGAAGCAUCUGUAACCUGAAGCGUCUGUAACCUGAGGUACCACUGUAUUUUGCAAGGAAGCACCCUCACAAAAUGUUUUGGUCUACAUAGCUCCAUUGUUAUCUUUGGAGGUGGGGAAAUAGUGCUUCUUCAAAUCCUUGACUUUGUAACUCUGCUAAUUUCUCUCUCUGAUUCUUUACCCAACAAUGAUCAUCAGUGGCCAUAGGUACCUUUCCUACUCCAGCAUGAAGCUCCAAUACAUUGGUUUGUCAUACUUUGUAUGUUUGAGGAGCAGAGGGUGAGGUUUGGAGAAAAUAAUUUCCAGUCUGCAGAGAACUGGAUGGCUGCAGUGCGACUAGAGGAGGAGGUUAAUAGAAGAGGAGUUUCCUCCCCACCCUGUAAUUGUAAUUGAUUUGUCCUGUGGGCUCUGUUCCUUCCCUUUCCCUCUUAUUUUCCCCUUGCUGGAAGCAGCUGACCUUCUGGGCAUGUGUGUGAUUUUAGCUUUCCUCUGUUUUUUUUUCCUGCACUAGGAGAUGGGCAGAAUUUAUCAUCAGCUCAAUCUGGCACUGUGUCACACUUCGUGCUCCCUCACACGGAGGCUGGCGGCCUUGGCAACUGGACAAUUCCCCCUACUGCCAUAAGUGUGGAUGGCAACACCACCGUUGCUUCACAGUUAAAUCUCAGUAGCUCAGUCCCGGUUGAAUCUCUGGCACCUACUGUACACGGCUCCUUAAGCACCACAGCAAGACUACAGAACACAACGCAUGUUGCCAACAGUAGUCCUGACAUCCAUUCACUUCCUGCUGCAACUACAAACUUGGUAGAAGUGAACCAGACCCGUCUGAAUGAUUCCGAACCCAUCAGUACCACAGCCUGGGUUAAUUCCAGUACAAAUGUUACGGCUACAGAGCCCUCUCAGCCAAAGGACGUACAAGGUAAGACUUGGUAGUAGUCAACCACUUCCCAUGGAAUGUAGCUUAAUUCUCAAGCAACUUGGGUUGUGUACACACAACAUUUUGUUCUGCAAUCAAAGGAGACUGAAUGCUUGCGUUGUUUUUUUCUAUAUAGUCCUUGCACAAUCUAGAUCUACUGCAUAUUUUUAUUUCCCUGAAAAGUAUUUCUUGAGAAACUGGUUUCAUUCCAAAAAUAAAAGCUCAUUGUGGAUUGAUUCUGCAAUACCUCACAGUGUGUCCAUUUGAAACAAGAUGUAGGCAGUCCUGGCAGUGGGGGUUGUAUCCAUACCUGCCCAAUUAUGUUAUGGGUGUGCAUACACCAAGACUGCAAUCAUUGCUUCCUUCUUCAAUCACCUGGGGCAUGUGUGGGGAGGAAAACAUAUAGAUAGCCUAAUCAAGGGGAGGGUUUUCACCUACCCCUGUAGAUUGAAAGCCACAUGUUGAGGACAAGCAUAAAUGAUUCUCAACGGAGAAACACUACAUAUCUGGGUUAGUGAGUGCACAGCCUUGGAAAAUUUUUCAAUUGACUUUAUUAGGUGGAAUACCUCAGAAAGUUUUUUGGCUCUAGUUGUUGUUGUUUAGUCGUUUAGCUGUGUCCGACUCUUCGUGACCCCAUGGACCAGAGCACGCCAGGCUCUAGUACCUUAUCCCAUACCUGCCAAAAUUGGAGUGGAGAGAAUAGAACACAAUCUGAGUAGAACUCCCAAGUGCCUGGAAUCAUAAUUAGAUGUUUCUAUAACCUAGGCAUAAAUAUUACUGAGGCAAGGAAGAAGGGCUACCCCUAUGCUAUCCAUAUAAUCAGUUAUCAGUAAUUAAUAUAUUCAUAUAUGCUUACACAUAAUCAAGGCUUACAGUAUUUUAUAAUCCAUUUUGAAUCAAAGGGAAGCUGUGCCUUAGCUAACUGCAAACUGCUUGAAACAGCAAAGUUAGGAGCCGACCUUUCCCCUACAAACAUCCGUGUACCCUGGACAAGGGGAAGACGUGAAUCAGAGAUACUGGUACAAAAACCCCUCAGAUACAGGCUAAAUUAAUCCACAGAACAGAAAGAGCAAAACCACAAAAUCUCCAAACUCCCUGUCCUGUCAUAACUAGGGGAGAGGUUAGACAGAGCGUCACUGCAAGCAUCGGAAAGCAGAACUAGAACUCCGUGCUUGACCAGUGCUUGACCAGGAGCUGGUAGCGUGGCAAGGAGCUUGCUAAUUGGCUAAUUCUCGCUGACAAUAUCGUGAGUCCCUCAUGGUUGUCUCAUGAUCUAUGAUUUGCUGUGAUCUGCUCAGGUAUAAAGACCUCUGGAUUUCUGUCAAUCGGGGUCCCAGUUCCUUUUGGAAGAGAUUCCAAACUGGGUCCUUAUUGCCUGGCAAUAAACUUCACCUUCUUAUUCUCCAUUGCUGAGUCUGCCUGAUCCUUAUUUAACACCAAGCGAGUACCUGCUUACGUUCACGUGCUUCAUUACCUCUUCGAUGACAAUUAUAGUUCUGUUGACACAGGAUAUUUAUUCAAUCCCUCAUGUAAACUUCAGUACACUUUGAAAACCUUGCAGUUUUUCAUAAAAUGGAAGGCAGGUAAUUCUGGGUUGUUGUCAAGCGGUAAAUGGAGAACAGAAAGUCAGACAUCUGGGCAAAUGCCUUGCUCCAUAUAUAUAAAAAGUUAUGACAUAACAAAUUGGUAUAAUUUGGAUAUGCAGUAAAUUAAAAUAUAAACAAGGAACCACAGAAAGAGGGAGAGAGGAGUCUAAAUAAGUAAAUGAUUGUCUGCAAAGUAAAUUUAUAUUUAUUUUGUAUAUUGUAAAAGCUUAUAAGUGUAUUUUUUAAAAAGUUAUGGCAUUGUAACAAAAAUAGGGAAAGUUAUUUUCACCUUUCUUCAAAGGAUGAGAAAAUCACAGCAAGAUGUGCUGCAGGGUUCUAUAUGAUUAGCAGGAACCAUUCCAUACUGGGAGUCCUGGUGUCCAUGAAGGCAGAAGUCUUUCUCUGAUUGUUCUUUGACUACUUUUUAUUGGUUUUGGUGGCUUCAGGAUAAAGAGCAGUUUCUCUCAGGGAACAAUUGUUGACAGUGGGAGAAGGGGAAAGCUCUGUGUCUGAUGCGUCAGAAACAAAUGAUGCAAAACACAUAUUGACAUAGGCAUUGAUCAGUAGGCACCUAUCUCUGAUGUGUUUGGGCAGGCAAUUGAUUGUUGAUGCUGUAACGCUCCAAGAGAUUCCUCUAUGCACCAUGCAGUGGGGCUUGCCUUUGAACUUCCUUUUCCUGUAGAGGGUACACUAUGCUAAUUCACCUUCCCCCGCCCCUUGGGCCACAUGAUAAAAGAAGAGCUAGGCUGUGUACACGCCAUAUAUUUAAAGCACAUCCCCACCACCCAAGAAUCCUGUGAACUGCAUUUUGUUGAGGGUGCUGGGAAUUGUAGCUCUGUGGGGGCAAACUACAGCUCCCAUGAUUCUCUGAGGGGGGAUGAUCUCUGACCCCUGGCUUGUCUGAUAGAAUUGAAGUAUGUUUGGAACUAAAGAUUUGGUUUCUAGGAUUUCAGUCAGAACCCUCUUCUAAUUAUUUUGUGUAGAUCAGUUAGGACUCACUUUAGCUGUCUCAAUUUGCACCCUAAGAUUUCCAGGCUCUACAGCUUGAAAACCCAGAUUUUGCCAACUGACUAACCUAAGAACAGAUAUUUUCUGCACAACAUGUCUCAGAAAGCUUGCUAUUGUAAGACAAACUAUGGCAAAGGGCUAUGUGUAUCCACUAGUGUGUUUCAGCCAUUGAUGUAAAUCUCUUUGCAAGCUUGGACUCUGUUCUGGACUCUGGAUCUGCUCCAUCCAUGUCCUAGAAUUGUAGUAAUAGAGAGGAAAUGAUCAUGCUGGAUUAUUUUCAUUUAUUCUUGCACAUCAAAGACCCAGGAUCCUCGCUUGAUUCACUUGUGGGUGUCUCUCUUGUCUCUUUCUCCAGGGCCGACAUCUCCUUCCCAGCCAAAAGCUUCCACACUCAUCACCUCGGGGCCUACAGAAGGGAGACCAGAAACUAUGUCGGUGGCAAACCGUAAUGCUAUCACAGAGGGGAGCAGUGCUGAGUCCACUUUCGCUCCAAAUGCAACUGAUACGGAUGGAAGAGUGCUCACAGCGAGUGCCUCUAGCACUACCAUAUUAACACCAGGCAUUGUCUCCUCCACACUCACUUCUCCCAGAGUCCCACCAGUGGAAACAGAGCAACCAGCUAACCACGUGCAGAAGAAGGCCUCUACCACAGACGUAGGAGAUGGCGAAGGUACUCACUUGGAGCUCUUAUUCCAUGCGGGUAGAAACAAGGAUAGAGAGUAGUUUGGGAACUAGAUAUAUAGUGGAGAUGAAGGUAUAUAAAAAUGUUUUUGCGACAGAACAAGUUUUGACUUUUGAAGUGCCUAGUAGUUGUAUGGAAUUGCCAUUCUGGGCCGGGAGCGAUAAUCCAUGUUUGGCUGUCUGACUUUCCCCCCCCCCCUUCCUGCAGACCUACCUAGUAUACCAGAAGCCAGCCCAAUAGGUGAGGACCCUCUGGUGAUUGCAGUCAUCUUCAUCUUCAUUGUGACAGUGGGGAUCCUGGCUCUUAUGGGGUUCUUGCGGUACCGACAGCGCAGUGGCCAGCUGCAGUUCCGGCGGCUCCAGGAUUUGCCUAUGGUUUGUGCCCUUGAUUAAUCCUCCUCGGUUAGACCUCUAACCUGGACUUCACAGGCUCUUAUUAGAAGAUAGGAAGCUAACCAAUGAUCUGAUUUGGCAGAAGGCAGUCUAGCUCAACCCUAACUGGCAGUGGCUUUCCAGGGUUUCAGACUUUGGUCUCUCCCAGCCCAACAGGAGGUGGCAGGGAUUGAACAUGAGGUCUUCUGCAUUCAAAGCAGAUGUCCUACCAUGGAGUUAUGGCCAUUUUCCUUCCUCUGCCUUGAGUGCCCUGCUCUGAAACUAAGGUUUUUUUAAAAUAUACUUUUCAAAUAUCAUGAUCAGAAUGCAUUUGAAAAGGAUACAGGCUCCAUAGUGUUCGUCAACCCUAACUAGGGUAGCAUUCAAGUGUGACCUUUUGUGAAGGAUUCAAUUGGAGUUGGGAGGAAAACAUCUCUAGUGUCUUCUACUCCAUCCUUAAGGGUGAUAAUUGGAUGAAGGACCUCCAGACCACAUGGAGGUACCAUUUUUUUUUGGGGGGGCUAGAAAAUGGCACCAUAGAUUUCCCCCCCACAGUAAGAGUGACAAAGGUUAAGACCCCCCCCCAAUUUAAGUUGAAUGAGCUCUCCAGCUGUGGGCCUUCACAUUAGGGCAUCUCACCUGGAGCAUGGCCUAGAUGCCAGUACACAAUAAAUCUUAUCCGUCUGCCUCUCCUGAGGCUUCCCAUCUCUUUCAAAUACAUCAGUAGUCUGAUAACAGCAAGAAGGUUACUUCAGGGUGUCUGUGGAAUGGGGCAAGUCAUAGAGUGCAUAUUUGUAUACCUGAAGGAGCGUCUCCACCCCCAUCGUUCAGCCCAGACACAGAGAUCCAGCUCUGAGGGCCUUCUAGUGGUUCCCUCAUAGUGUGAAGUGAGGUUGCAGGGAACCAGGAAGAGGGUCUUCUCAGUAGUGGCGCCCGCCAUGUGGAAUGAACUCCCUUCAGAUGUCAAGCAAAUAAAUAACUCUUUGACUCUUAGAAGACUUCAGGGAAGUUUUUAAAGUUUGAUGUUUUAUUGUGUUUUUAAUAUUUUGUUGGGAGCUGACCAGAGUGGCUGGGGCAACCCAGUCGGAUGGGCAACAUAUAAAUAAAAUUACUGCUAGUGCUACUACUACUACUUGAGGCAUGGGCAGAGGGCCUGUGUGCACUGCUUGCUUUUAUGCCCUUCACCUACUCCUGCUCCUUCAAGCCUGUGCAAAAUUAACAAGGUCUCCCUUUCCCCCCUUUUUGCUUACAGGAUGACAUGAUGGAGGACACACCUCUUUCCCUCUACAGUUACUAAGCAGUUGGAAGACAAUUUUCCUAUUGUGAUUCUGAUUCUGACCAGCCAAGGGAGGUGUAAAGGCUUCUGACCGGGAAGAGCAUCCUCUGCAAGAUGCUGUCCUGAUUUCCCAUGACUAUAAAGUUGUGAGUCAGCUGACUUAGUCUACAAAGAGACUUGUUUUUUAUUUCUUUUUUGGGAACUGGCACCAGCCUGACCUAGUCCUUUCCCUUGUACCUUUGUGCUCCUUGUGCCUUGUGUCCAGAGCCAUACAGCUCUCGGGGAAAUGGACUUUCGUUCAGUGACCGCACUAACUCUUGUUCACAUUGCCAAGGGAGGCCUUGCUUGGAUUUUGAAGAGCUGCGCUGUGGGAUUCUUGCACAAGAAGUGAAGCAGCUGUGGGGGCGAGUCAGGCCAGCGCAAAACCGCGGAGUAUGUUACAUGUGAAAGGAGAUGCAACCCAACUGUGAUUUGGAGGGCUAGUUGGCUCCUUCCUUGAGUUUUACAUAUAUACUUUUAAAUUGCACUUCUAUUUACACUUUUUAUCAAUCGGAUCCAAAGGUGUUCCAGAGGGUCUAGCAGGAAAACAAGGAGCAGUGACCCCAUAUUUGCUAUAAGAGCCCUGAUCCACCAAAAACCAUUCAGCCCAUCAUUCUGCUUCCCAUAUUGAUCAGUCACAAGCCUCCAGGAACCUUGCAAACAGGGUUUGAAGACAUUAACCCUGACCCAAAGUUGUUCCCUAGCAAAUGGUCUUCAAAGAUAUUGCAUAGCCUUACUGCGGAAGAUGUGCUCCAGCCCUCCAAUUAUUGCUGUAUUUCAGCAGGAAUAAAAGCAGUUUUGAUUCAGACAACACUGUUUGGGGGAAGCAGUUUAUUUUUGGAGUUUCUCCAGAAAAUUCUGCCACUGUUCUUGGUACCAAGGUGUGGCACAGGAGAUGCCCAGCAAUUAUACCAGCCCAGUUGUGCCCAGACGCUUGUCCAACAACAGCUCAGAUCAAUGGGACACAUAUGUGUACUCAGUGCUGCCACUGGAAGCUGUAUCUAACUGUUGUAUCGCUUGCUUGUUUGUUAGAUUCAUAUUUAAAUAGUCCUGGCAACCGUCUGCGUGUGGACUCUUGGCAGUUACCUCCUGCUGUUUGCACAGAGCGUUCAUUCCCCACCUUGUCCUCUCCUGUUACUUCUUUACCCGCUAAUCCUAGAGGAAUUGCUUGUGCCUUGUUUGGAUGAAGAAAUCUAGAACCAAAGAUGGGGCAGACCAAUUAAGCUGCAGUGUCCCUUUUAUGUCUGCAUAGGAGUGUACCUUUUAUUUCUUCAUUUAAAAUUCUCUUUAUUCCACCCUGUAUCCUCUUUUCUCCAGCUGUUUUCUGUUUCUCCUGUUCUGUUUCCCCUCACUUCCUCCACCUGACAUCUCUCAUUUACAUCUUUAGCCUUCUGAAGGCUUUUCCAGAACAUAACACCUUUGUGUUUGGACUGUUGAUUGUGGGUCUACAAAUAAAUUGGUUUUCCUCUAAAUAGGCUUAUUUCCUUUCUUGCUUGAAGCUUCUCAAGUUGUUAGUUGGAUGAGAUAGGAGCCUUUGCUCGGGUU
Messenger RNA from Podarcis lilfordi (Lilford's wall lizard), 19498 nucleotides. Lineage: Eukaryota; Metazoa; Chordata; Lepidosauria; Squamata; Lacertidae. The record is from the annotation of a GenBank genome assembly.